Messenger RNA from Lathyrus oleraceus (garden pea), 700 nucleotides. Its product is annotated as V-type proton ATPase subunit G1. The coding region runs from base 66 to 398 and encodes 110 amino acids. Gene Ontology annotation, biological process: proton transmembrane transport. The record is from RefSeq and is a predicted model, not a curated record. Gene Ontology annotation, molecular function: proton-transporting ATPase activity, rotational mechanism; ATP hydrolysis activity. The transcript has 5 exons. Gene Ontology annotation, cellular component: vacuolar proton-transporting V-type ATPase complex; vacuolar proton-transporting V-type ATPase, V1 domain. Lineage: Eukaryota; Viridiplantae; Streptophyta; Magnoliopsida; Fabales; Fabaceae.
UUGAUAACAAAGUUGUUCAUUUCUCCAACACCUUAUUUUGUAAUACUUUUCUUUCUUUUGUUAUCAUGGAUCCCUUCAAAGGUCAAGGUGGCAUUCAAAUGCUUCUAACUGCUGAACAAGAAGCUCAACACAUUGUUAACACUGCAAGAAAUUUGAGGACUCAAAGGUUGAAGCAAGCAAAAGAAGAGGCUGAGAAAGAGGCAGCUGAAUAUAGAACUCACAUGGAAGAAGAAUAUCAAAAGUCAAUUUCAGAGACAACUGGGAGUUCAGGAACAAAUGUGAAAAGGCUUGAUCAAGAGACAGAUGUUAAGAUUAGAAGCUUAAAGAAAUCAGGUUCAAAGGUUUCAAAUGAAGUUGUGGACAUGCUACUCAAGUAUGUUACAAAUAUUAAAAUGUAAUCAUUGCCUAUAAGAAAUUGAUGAAGGCACCAACAUAAGAAGUCAUCACCUACAAUAAAACUAAGAAGAUUCAUCUCAAGAUUGUUUGAUAUUUCACUUUUGGUUUCAAUUGCAUAAAGAUUUAGCUACAAAUUCUUGCAUCCAUCAACUAUCACUUGUCACAUGGAAAACAAAAGCAAAUGGAUUCUCUCAUAUGUUAUAUAUUACUCGGUAGUAAUAUUUUUAGUUUUUAUGUAAUGAAUAAUAUUUUGAGAAAUACUAUUUAUUUACUUAAUAUCUACAGAAUAAUUUUAAUAAGAAUG